Ipomoea nil (Japanese morning glory) is the source of this 1496-nucleotide messenger RNA. RefSeq names its product O-acyltransferase WSD1-like. Gene Ontology annotation, biological process: triglyceride biosynthetic process. The coding region runs from base 62 to 1483 and encodes 473 amino acids. Gene Ontology annotation, cellular component: plasma membrane. Lineage: Eukaryota; Viridiplantae; Streptophyta; Magnoliopsida; Solanales; Convolvulaceae. The record is from RefSeq and is a predicted model, not a curated record. Gene Ontology annotation, molecular function: long-chain-alcohol O-fatty-acyltransferase activity; diacylglycerol O-acyltransferase activity. The transcript is spliced from 4 exons.
AGCAAUACAAUCAAGGAAACAACAUUAAAAAAAAAAAAAAAAAAAAAAAAAAAAAGUUGAAAUGAUGGAACAUGGAUACGAGGAAGCUGCUAGUCCUAGUGCCCAGUUCUUGAACAGCUCAGUGCUGUCCCUUACUAUUCUGGGAGUUUUGGAAAGUGAGAUUCCAAUACAGGCUUCUGAUUCUCUCGUCAUUUCACUUCUCAAGGAUGUCUUUGUCCCCAUUAAUCCCAGGUUUUCUUCUAUAAUGGUGAGUGAAGGAAUUAAUGGUGGGAAGAAAUGGAAAAGGGUGGAAGUGAACCAUUCAGAGCACGUGAAAGUUCCAAACUAUCCCGCCGGAAAACCCAUAGAAUUUUACGAUGAUUGUCUCUCCGACUACCUCUCAAAGAUGGCAAUGGAGGCUUUCCCUCCAAACCGUCCACUCUGGGAAAUCCACUUGUUUAAAUACCCAACAACCAAUGCAGCCGGCAACGUAAUCUUCAAGCUUCACCAUUCGCUCGGAGAUGGCUAUUCUCUCAUGGGAGCCAUCCUUUCCUGCCUUCAGAGGGCGGAUAAUCCGGCGCUGCCGCUCACGUUUCCUUCCCGCCAAAGGAGCACCGCCGCACCCCGCUCCAAAGCUUCCAAUAAAAUUUCUGGGUUCUUCAAAGCCAUGCCCAGGUUCUUGUUUGGAGCAUUCAACACGGUUUAUGAUUUUGGAUGGAGCGUCUUCAAGAGCACUUUGGUUGAAGAUGACCGGACUCCGGUCCGCUCCGGCGACGACGGCGUGGAGUUCCGUCCAAUUGCCACCACUACUAUGUCGUUUUCCCUUGAUCAAAUCAAGCAAAUCAAGGACAAACUUAAAGUGACAAUAAACGAUGUGGUGACGGGGAUUAUUAUAUACGGGACAAGGCUAUAUAUGAAGCAAUGCGAAGAAGAAUCCAGCAAGGCAAGAUGCACGGCACUGGUACUGUUUAACACCAGGGCAAUAGGAGGGGGCUACAAAUCCGUGACUGAAAUGAUAAAACCAAACGCAGAAAUGCCAUGGGGAAACCAAUUCACCUUCUUGCCGGUAUCCCUCCCGGCCCUAACUCCGGCCAACGCUUCCGACCCCCUCCGCUUUGUCCGAAAGGCUCACCGGAUAAUCAAGAGGAAAAGAAAUUCCGCGUCCGUUUAUCUCACCGGUUGGCUUCUUCAAGCUUUGAUGAAAACUAGGGGCAGCGAGGUGACAGCAAGGUAUAUUCAUGGGACAUCAAAGAAUUCUAGUAUGGGAAUAUCGAAUAUGAUUGGGCCGAUGGAAAGAAUGUCUUUGGCCAAUCAUCCUGCGAAAGGGAUAUACUUCAUCAUUGCUGGAAUCCCACAGAGCUUAUGUGUAACGAUGGUGAGCUACGUGGGAAGCCUAAGGAUUGCGUUGUCUGUGGAGAAAGACUUCAUAGAUGCUGAGAAAUUCAAGUGUUGUGUCCACCAUGCUUUUGAAGGAAUAUAUGAAGCAGCACUUGGCUCUUCUUGAUUCACCUUAUUAA